This is a messenger RNA of Salvelinus sp. IW2-2015, 450 nucleotides long. The record is from RefSeq and is a predicted model, not a curated record. Lineage: Eukaryota; Metazoa; Chordata; Actinopteri; Salmoniformes; Salmonidae.
AUGAUAGGUUUCCUACUGGUCCCCUACCUCCAGUCCAACCUUACUAACUUCCAGAAUCUGGAGAUCCUGAACUUCCGGAAUGGGAGUAUCGUGGUCAACAGCCGGAUGAAGUUUGGGAGGCCGAUGCCCCGCGGCGUCAACAAUGCAGUCUACUUGAUCCUGGAAGACUUCGCUAACACAGCCUACCAAACUAUGAACCUGGCCAUUGACAAGUACUCACUGGAUGUCGAGUCWGGUGACCAGGCGAACCCGUGUAAGUUCCAGGCGUGUAAUGAGUUUGCCCAGUGUUCUGUGAACCGCUGGUCUAGCGAGGCAGAGUGUGUGUGUAAUGCUGGCUACUUCAGCGUUGAAGGUCUGCCCUGUCAGAGCAUCUGUGAACUGCAGACAGACUUCUGUAUGAACGACGGGAAGUGUGACAUCAUACCUGGACAGGGGGCCAUCUGCAGGUAG